CAAACACCACAGAUACUGGCUGAUCUGCCUUUUCACUUUUCUUUUACCCUUUGAGUGCCGAACCUGAAGGAUCCUUCAAUGGGCAGCUGUUCUCCCUAGAGCUGUGGGAAGACGGUCAGGGAAAGUCUAACCAAGGGUGAUCCUAGUCCAGCUCCAUGGCCCAGGGGGGCCAGCAGAUGGCAGAUGGAGACCAUAAUCUCAACUGCAGGGACCAGAACCCAGAAGACCAGAAUCCAGAGGAGCAGUUUUUCUAUGAGUUCAUUUUUAAGCUCUUCAAGGAAAAUAAGGUGGAGAUUGCAAAAGCAAUAACGAAGCCAUUUCCUUUUCUUAUGAGCCUCCGAGACCGUGGUUUUAUCCCUGAAUCAAAGUAUAAUCAUUUUCAAGAAGCUUGUAUAAAUCUGGUCCCCAUGGAGAGAGUGGCAUAUAAUGUCCUCAAUGAACUGGAGAAGAAAUUUGACCUGACAGUUCUGAAUGCCUUAUUCAGCACAGUUAACCUGAAGACUUAUACUGAUUUACCUGAGAUUUACAGAAGCUUCCAAAAUGAGCUUCAUGAUCAAUUCUAUUACCAAGCUAUUGAUGAUGAAGAAACAACAGAGAUGCUCAACUGCCAACCAAACUGUGAACAAGGUCAAGCCCUACCUGGAGCUAGAAUCUCAGAGUAUCUCAGUGAUGGACAGCAAAUGAGUAUAAAGCAAGAAGAUUCAUCUCAUGACCUAAGUAGAUCAAUACAAACACAGGAAAUGACAAAUGAAUCCUCCCAAGGAUCUCAACAAAUAGAUGCCAGUGGGAUUUCAAUCCUUUCUGAAGAGAAUAGCAAGACCUGUUGUAUAACCUGUGAUGGAGAAGAGCCCCAGAAAACUUUGAGCUCCCCACAGAGACAUGAACCAGUUUCCUGUGAGCAUGAAGCUCUCCAAAGGACUAGUGGAGGUGAUUCUGAAGUGAUGCCAAAACUGCUUCCAGUUCACGGGAGAGUGCCCUUGGAACUUAUUGAUCUACAAAUGAAUGAAGGAGGAGAAAUAGAAGCAAUGCCCAAGCUACUGCCUUAUGAUGGAGAUGUGACCUGUGAUCUCAAAGCUUCAGAAAUGACUAAUGAAGGAGAAGUACAGAAGGUGCUCAGCUUACAGCCUGCUGAUGGAGAAGAGGACACCAAUGCCUCUUGGGAGCCCUGUGAUGGAGAAGAGCUCGAGGAAGACUUGCACUCCCCACCCAGAUAUGAACCAGAGGACAGCAAUGCCUCUUUGGAGCCUUGUGAGGGAGAAAAGCUGGAGAAAUACUUGAGCUCCCCACCAAGAUGUGAACCAGUAUCUGGUGAACUAGAAGCUUCCCAAAUGGAUAGAGAAGGAGAAUCUGAAGAACUUACCUCUGGCCCACUACCCUGUAAUGGACAAGGAGCAGAGCUGCCAACACAUGCAAAUGAGAGGUGUUCCUGUGUUAUGUGCUUCAUAAAUUAUGAUUUGGGUCCAGAAUCAGAGCAACCAGCACAUAAAAAUAAUACUGUGGAUCUUGGGAACAACUCUACUUUGAGAAAAUUCAAGAGGAAAAGAAAAAAAAAGAUAGGGUAUUCCUGGACAAGAAUGAAAAGGAAAUGGCCAAGAAAUAUAUAUGGAAAAGGGUCAAGAAGGCACAGGGGUAAUAGUGUGGAUUUUUGCUCUGAAAUCCUUCCUGUGACCUGUGGUGCAGUGAAGGGGAUGUUACAUAAGAAGAAAUUGAAACAAGGAUCCAUCAUGAAGUGCAUACAGGGUGAAGAUGGAAAUUGGUUCACUCCCAGAGAAUUUGAAGUCAAAGGAGGCCGUGCAGGAUGGAAGAACUGGAAGAACAGCCUUUGCUGUGAUGGAAGAACCCUAAAAUGGCUGAUGGAGAAAGGAUUUCUACGUAAUCCCCCAAAAAUAUACAAAGGGAGAAAAAAGCGGAGAACAUCGCAGUCUCUUGACAAUACCUUAGUUGACCCAUAUCUAGGAAAUUCAGACAUAUGUGAGAUCUGCCGGUAUGGAGGAAAGCUAUUCUGCUGUGAUACUUGUUCAAGAUCCUUUCAUGAGGACUGUCACCUCCCAUCUGUGGACACUGAGAGGAGCCCGUGGAGUUGCAUCUUCUGCAGGAUAAAGGAGUAUUCAAGAAGUCAGCAGUCUCUCAGGGAAUCUGAGGUCCUGGCAAGGCAGAUGGGCCCUGAGGAGCAGCUGAAAUGUGAGUUCCUCCUCUUGAAAGUCUAUUGCGAUUCAGAGAGCACAUUUUUUUCGAAGAUUCCAUAUUAUUAUUACAUUAAAGAGACUUCUCAACAUCUAAAGGAACCCAUGUGGUUGGACAAGAUCAAGAAGAGACUAAGUAAGCUGGGUUACCCCCAAGUGGAAGGGUUUGUGAAGGACAUGCGCCUCAUCUUUCAGAACCACAGGGCAUCUUACAAGUACAAUGACUUUGGCCUAAUGGGACUUAGACUGGAGGCAGAAUUUGAGAAGAAUUUCAAGGAAGUGUUUGCUAUUCAGGAAACAAAUGAGAACAGUUCACCAGUGGAUACUGUUGGGACCCUGGAAAAUCCCCUCAUCCUGUAAGUGCUAUGAAGGUUGGCUGCCAAUCCAUCUCUCCUCAGAGUAAUAUUACAUUGAGUCCAAUCAAUUGAGCCAGCAUUGCAUGGAGGUUAUAUUUGUGGAAGAGGAGUACCUGAAGUACCAUGAAGAAAAGACUUUCCUGAGGCCCCCAUGGGAGGAUGGGAUUUCAUGGAAAACUUUUUUGAUGAUGUAAAAUUAAGGAGGUUUCCCUCCAAGGUUCCAUCUUCAUCUGUCUCACCAUGCAAGAAGUCCAAUCUUGCCUUCAGUAUGGCUAGAAUUAAGGCCAGUGCCCAUAAUUUCUGUAUCAUAUUAAAAUACAGGCUAGUCCAUUCCAGCAUCUGGCUAGCUUUGCUUGUGUUCUCAGCUUCAGUCCAGGGGUCUUCAUGGCCCUUCGCCAUGUGGCUGCUUAAGGCCGCUUGGCUAUGGAGAGAAAACAGACAGUUUCACGGGCAAGUGUGGGACAAGGAGCAAGAGAGA
Messenger RNA from Pipistrellus kuhlii (Kuhl's pipistrelle), 3017 nucleotides. Its product is annotated as nuclear body protein SP140-like protein. Gene Ontology annotation, biological process: regulation of transcription by RNA polymerase II. Gene Ontology annotation, cellular component: nucleus. Lineage: Eukaryota; Metazoa; Chordata; Mammalia; Chiroptera; Vespertilionidae. The coding region runs from base 156 to 2543 and encodes 795 amino acids. Gene Ontology annotation, molecular function: DNA binding; protein binding; DNA-binding transcription factor activity, RNA polymerase II-specific. The transcript has 24 exons. The record is from RefSeq and is a predicted model, not a curated record.